Messenger RNA from Pelagomonas calceolata, 807 nucleotides. The record is from the annotation of a GenBank genome assembly. Lineage: Eukaryota; Pelagophyceae; Pelagomonadales; Pelagomonadaceae.
GAGUUGCGCCUUGCCUUGACUUGUUCCCGACCCGGAGGAGAGCGCGCUCUCGCACGCAAAACUGGACUGGACGCCACUAAGGCUCCUCACAGAUAGUGUGGCAGCCCAUCUGGCAGCAGUAUGAAGCGGCCCCACGACGACAGUGACUCCGAUUCCUGCGUAGAUUUGACCGAAGAGCCGCCGGCAGACGUAAAGCCAAAGCUGCCAGAGCCCCACGUCUUCGACGUCGACGAGGAUCCAGUCCAGGCGCCGAUUCGACGCGGCUUGCUGCUGCGGAGCACGCACAGUGGCUUCUACGCCGCGCGUUCGACGAAUAAAACUAACGGCCGGCAGUCGUCGCGCGUGCUAUUGGUUGCGCGACAAUUCGACGGGGAAAUGAGGCACGAUACCCCAUUGCUACUCGCAGAGAGCGACAUUUUCGUGCGAGGCGAGGCGCGACAGUUCUCGCUGAGGGGCCCAGCAGUCUCGCGCCGAGGCGAGGUGGCCAGGGAGCUUGGACUCAAGCUGACGAUCGGGUCGAUAGACAUCGUCAGCGACGACGAGGAGAUAACCCUGAUCAUCUCGGCCGACGGCGUGGUGGAGACACGGAGCGGGUCGCGCCUCCGUCGCGUCGGCGAGCUGAGCUUUGGGGAAAAUCCGCCAGAUGUCAAGGUCUGGGCCACAAAGAUGCUCGCGAAGGCGCUCCACCCGAACGCGAUGGAUCACAAAGAUCCGGACUUGGACGGCUCCGUCCUCGUCGAGGCCUCCGCGCUCGACUUCGACGUCGUCGCCGGCGUGGACGAGUCACAGUAAGACACAAAUCACACA